AUGGAAAGAAUGAGUAUUUCUAUUAAUAUCUAUGAUUUAUUGCCUGAAGGGACUAUUUCUAAUAUUGCAUGGAUGCUGGGUAUUGGGAUUUAUCAUAGUGGAUUAGUUAUUGGGGAUAAAGAGUAUGCGUAUGGGGGACAUUCAUUGGAGAAUGUAUCAGGUAUUUAUACAACGGUGCCUAGAACAAUACCACCAGGAGGUCGAUUUCGAACAUCGAUUAAAUAUGGAUCUAUUAUAAUUAUGCCUGAUGAAGUGGAGGAAAUUAUUUGUGAUAUAGGAAAGGAGUUUCAGGGACUUUCUUAUAAUCUUCUUACUAGCAGAAAUUGUAACCAUUUUACAUCACAUCUUUUAUACCGUCUUACAUCAUUAUCUACACCGAAAUGGUUAAAUCGUGCUGCUGCAAUUGGCGUUGCAUUUCCCUAUAUGGUUCCUAGUGGAUGGAUUGAGCCUCCAACUGUAGAAAACGAUUCUGAAGCUGAACUUUUUGAUUCUACAAUAUUACCUAUAAAAAACAUUUCAAAGCGCUUAUAA
Pneumocystis murina B123 is the source of this 531-nucleotide messenger RNA. RefSeq lists its product as hypothetical. Gene Ontology annotation, molecular function: deubiquitinase activity. The coding region runs from base 1 to 531 and encodes 176 amino acids. The transcript is spliced from 3 exons. The record is from RefSeq and is a predicted model, not a curated record. NCBI's taxonomy places the organism in Eukaryota, Fungi, Ascomycota, Pneumocystomycetes, Pneumocystales, Pneumocystaceae. Gene Ontology annotation, biological process: protein deubiquitination.